UCCUUGCUCCCACCCCCACCCCCGAGACAGAGCCGGCAAGCUUUGUGUCUCUCCGUAGUGGACACGGAAGACCCCCUGGAGGAGGGGCCGGGAGCCCUGGUGUUGGAGAGUGACUUGCUGCUAGGCCAAGAUCUGGAGUUUGAGGAGGAAGAGGAAGAGGAAGAGGAGGAGGAGGAGGAGGAGGAGGAGGAAGAAGGUGACGGCAGCAGCGACCAGCUCAUGGGCUUUGAAAGGGACUCGGAAGGAGACUCUCUAGGGGCCCGGCCAGGGCUGCCCUAUGGACUGAGUGACGACGAAUCUGGGGGCGGCCGGGCGCUGAGCGCAGAGAGUGAGGUUGAGGAACCAGCCAGGGGCCAAGGGGAGGCUGGGGGUGAGAGGCCAGGCCCAGCUUGCCAACUCUGUGGGGGGCCUGCUUGUGAAGGACCAUGCUGUGGGGCAGGAGGACCAGGUGGGGGACCACCACUUCCCCCUCGACUGCUGUACUCGUGCCGGCUUUGCGCCUUUGUGUCCCACUACUCUAGCCACUUGAAGCGGCACAUGCAAACCCACAGUGGGGAAAAACCAUUCCGCUGUGGCCGCUGCCCCUAUGCCUCUGCCCAGCUUGUCAAUCUGACACGCCACACCCGUACCCACACCGGUGAGAAGCCGUACCGCUGUCCCCAUUGCCCCUUUGCCUGCAGCAGCCUGGGCAACCUGAGGCGCCAUCAGCGCACCCACACAGGCCCCCCUGGCCCUCCCUGCCCGACCUGCGGCUUCCGAUGUUGUGCCCCAAGACCCCCCAGGCCUCCCAGCCCCACGGAGCAGGAGGGGGCAGUGCCCCAUCGACCAGAAGAUGCUGUGCUCCUUCCAGAUUUGAGCCUCCAUGUGCCGCCAGGUGGUGCCAGCUUCCUGCCAGACUGCGGGCAGCUGCGGGGAGAGGGGGAGGGGCUGAGAGGUACUGGACCAGAGCCACUGCCUGAGCUGCUGUUCCCUUGGGCCUGUCGAGGCUGUGGGCAAGAGUUGGAGGAAGGGGAAGGUGAGGGAAGCCGCCUGGGUGCCGCCAUGUGUGGGCGCUGCAUGCGGGGAGAAGCCGGAGGGGGAGGCAGCGGGGGCCCCCGUGGUCCUGGAGAUAAGGGCUUUGCCUGCAGUCUCUGCCCCUUUGCUACUCACUACCCCAACCACCUAGCCCGGCACAUGAAGACACACAGUGGCGAGAAGCCAUUCCGCUGUGCCCGCUGCCCCUAUGCCUCAGCCCACCUGGACAACCUGAAGCGGCACCAGCGAGUACACACGGGGGAGAAGCCCUACAAGUGCCCCCUAUGCCCUUAUGCCUGUGGCAACCUGGCCAACCUCAAACGCCACGGUCGAAUCCACUCUGGCGACAAGCCCUUCCGCUGCAGUCUCUGCAACUACAGCUGUAACCAGAGCAUGAACCUGAAGCGCCACAUGCUCAGGCACACAGGAGAGAAGCCCUUCCGGUGUGGGACCUGCGCCUAUACCACAGGCCACUGGGACAACUACAAGCGCCAUCAGAAGGUGCACGGCCAUGGAGGGGCCGGAGGGCCUGCCUCAGAAGGGUGGGCACCCACCCACAGCACAUCCUCUGCCCUCAGUCCUCAUGGCCCUACAUCUCUGAGCACCACCAGUGGCAGGGGGCUCCACACAGACUCACCCUGAACCAGGUUCCCUCCCCAACACUGGACUCCACACGGACCAGUUCUACACAGACUGAGGCUGAGGCCUGCCCCCACUUUUUUUCUUCUCCUCCCUUCCCCCCCGCUGGCCAGGGGCUCCAUACAGA
Molecule: messenger RNA, 1780 nt
Organism: Gracilinanus agilis (Agile Gracile Mouse Opossum)
Lineage: Eukaryota; Metazoa; Chordata; Mammalia; Didelphimorphia; Didelphidae
Gene: ZNF513
Product: zinc finger protein 513
Exons: 3
Coding region: 220-1656 (478 amino acids)
Biological process (GO): regulation of DNA-templated transcription
Molecular function (GO): RNA polymerase II cis-regulatory region sequence-specific DNA binding; DNA-binding transcription factor activity, RNA polymerase II-specific
Source: RefSeq, a predicted model, not a curated record